This is a messenger RNA of Pseudophryne corroboree (corroboree frog), 2111 nucleotides long. RefSeq names its product SH2 domain containing 4A (gene SH2D4A). Gene Ontology annotation, cellular component: cytoplasm. Gene Ontology annotation, molecular function: phosphatase binding. The transcript has 10 exons. Bases 324 to 1700 code for a protein of 458 amino acids. The record is from RefSeq and is a predicted model, not a curated record. Lineage: Eukaryota; Metazoa; Chordata; Amphibia; Anura; Myobatrachidae.
GUUUUGAGGUGGAGAUAUGUAAAUACAGCAGAGAUUUCUGUCCUGCCCAGCAAGUUUACUGACACGAUUCAUGUGUACUUCCUCCAGUGCAGGGAUUGAAUUGUUUCAGUUACAGUUUCCUCUAACAACAUUAUACAACUUUGGGAAUGAUCAUUAUUACAAAAUGAAUUCAAUGACUUGGAUCCAGCAUAGAGCACUAACGUUGUGAAACUCUGACAUUAAGGAAAUAACUUUUUAUUAUUCGGAAAUUUACUGGAACUAAGAGCCAUAUCCCAAGAUUUUGUUUUUUUAUUGGAUAAGUCUAUAAAACUACAGCAACAGCCAUGCUUAAACAGAUAUUAGCUGAUAUGUACAUUGACCCAGAGCUGCUGGCAGAACUUAGUGAAGAACAGAAACAGAUCCUGUUCUUUAAGAUGCGAGAAGAACAAGUACGAAGAUGGAAAGUGAGGGAGGCAAAAUAUGAACAUAACGAAGAAAUACAGAAGAGCCACAAAAUAAAGAAAGCUUCUCAGAGAAAUGUAAAUUGGAAUCUUGGCACAGAUCAAGAAGUCUGGGUCUGGGUAAUGGGAGAACAUUCAUCAGACAAACCGUAUGAUGUAAUCUGUGAUGAAAUUAUUGCAGAACAAGCGCGCAAGCAAGCAGAGAAAGAAGCAGAGGAACGGAGGAAAGCACAAGAGGAAGAAUUAUCUAAACUGUCCGAAGCCUUAACACUGCACACUCAGAGCGAAACUGUGGAAAGAUGGAAGGAAAAUGUUGAAAUCAAGAAAAUAGCCAAACUAGAGAAACAAAAAAGAAUAACUGAGGAAAAUCAGUCUGUCACAGAGACACCAAAACCAAGAUCAGUCGAAGAUAUAUUGGCAUCUUCCGCAAGGCAUUUUGAAAAGUGUGGUCUGCAGCAGAAGAAAUCUGUUGUAAUCAAUGCACAAGCAAAAGAAAAUGAAACAUUAGAAGAAAGAACUCAAGAAAUUUACAUGAACUGGAAAGAAUCUCAAGAAGUCAGACAGAAAUUGGAGAAGGAGGAUUCUGAGUGGCAAGAAUCCUUAAGAAAAUCCAAGGCAGCUGAUGAAAGGCGGCGGUCUAUGGCCAAGCAGGCCCGCGAUGACUAUAAGCGGCUAUCAAUGCAGGCUAUAGAAAGAGGUAGCGUGGCUGAAAAGGCAAAAAAUUUUGGAACAGAAAUUAAACGACCCCCUCUACCACCAAAGCCAAAAGUAACAACAUCAGUAAACAGCAACUGUGCGAUCAGCAGAUCUGAGAGGAGACAGGGCAUAAGAAGACUAAACUCCAGCUGCACUCGUGAGAACAUCAUCAAAUGGUAUAAAGAAGAGCAGCUUCCUGUGCUGGCAGGAUGGGACAGAUCUGGAACCCACAUUGCCCCAUGGUUUCACGGCAUCAUAUCUAGACCAGAGUCAGAAGACAUAUUAAAGAGCCAUGUACCAGGGAGCUUCCUGAUCCGUGUGAGUGAGAAGAUCCAUGGGUAUGUCCUCACCUACCGCCAUGAAGAUGAAUGUAUGCACUUCCUCAUAGACGCUUCUGGCACUUCGUGCAGCUUCCUGGGAGUAGACCAGCUGCAGCAUGCAACUCUGGCUGACCUCGUUGAGUAUCACAAGAUUGAGCCCAUUACUUCACUGGGGAAGGAGCUGCUCCUGUACCCAUGUGGCCAGCGGGAAAAUACCUGUGACUACACUGAACUCAUGGAGUGACGACCUUCACUUAUCCUGAAAUAACACACUGCCUAGAAGAACAAAACUAACUCUUUACUGCACGUUGCUAGUCAUAGUGCCAGGAACAUGACACCUUUUUUUCAGUUGACCGGCAAAACGUUAUGAAAUCAGAUCUCCAGUCAUAUAAAUCCCAGUCUGGAAACAUGGGAUAGGACGAAUGUGUAGAAACAGACUUGCAGAUGACUAACAUAUGUUCAUAUCAUGCAAAGUGUGUGGCUUGGAAGGGACCCAGGCUCCGGUCUUAUUAUUUUAGGAUAGACACAUUUAAAGAGAUGUUGAAAACCACAAGUCAUAAAUUACUGGAACUGUCUGCAGUACAUUGUGAUGAAAUGUUUGAGUUAUAUGUUUUAUGAUACACGACAAUUGGUCAUUAAAAUGACAUUGACAUAU